Molecule: messenger RNA, 2084 nt
Organism: Odobenus rosmarus divergens (Pacific walrus)
Lineage: Eukaryota; Metazoa; Chordata; Mammalia; Carnivora; Odobenidae
Gene: SAMSN1
Product: SAM domain, SH3 domain and nuclear localization signals 1
Exons: 8
Coding region: 10-1413 (467 amino acids)
Molecular function (GO): protein binding
Source: RefSeq, a predicted model, not a curated record
GAAGAUGAAAUGUUGAUUUCCUGUAUAAAAUUAGCCAAAUCCCAAGAAAAGAAAAUUAGUACUGGUAGCACCAAAGGAAAGGAAGAAAUGAAGAUUGGAUUGGAUUCUAUUUCGGCAUCACUGGCUAGAUCCAGCACUGCAACUGGAUGCAACUUGGCCGACAUGUUAUCCCACGAUGAAGGUGAAGUUCAGAUGUGGAACAGCUGGAAGACUUUUCCAGAAAACCCUCUCUGGACAUGUGCUGAUUUCCAAAUUGCCCAAACUGGACCCUGGAACAACUGUUCUCGCUGCACUCACCACCCACCACUUAAGCCUUCUUAUACAGAUACGGAUCUCCCCCACUCUUGGCGCAGCAGCAGUUUUGGGAAUUUUGAUCGUUUUCGGAAUAACUCCAUUUCAAAACCAGAUGAUUCAACGGAGGUAUAUGAAGGGGAACCCAUAAAUGAAAGUGGAGAACAAAAUAAAACUUCAAAUAAUGGAGGAGGUUUAGGGAAAAAAAUGAGAGCUAUUUCCUGGACAAUGAAGAAAAAAGUGGGUAAAAAGUACAUCAAAGCCCUUUCUGAGGAAAAGGAUGAGGAAGAUGGAGAGGGUGCCCUCCCAUAUCGGAACAGUGACCCAAUGAUUGGAUCUCACACAGAGAAGGUCUCCCUCAAAGCCAGUGACUCCAUGGAUAGUCUCUACAGUGGGCGGAGUUCAUCAAGUGGAAUAACAAGCUGUUCAGAUGGUACAAGUAACCGGGAUAGCUUUCGACUUGAUGAUGAUGGCCCCUACUCUGGACCAUUCUGUGGCCGUGCCAGAGUACAUACAGAUUUUACACCAAGCCCCUAUGACACUGACUCCCUCAAAAUCAAGAAAGGAGACAUCAUAGACAUUAUCUGCAAAACGCCAAUGGGGAUGUGGACAGGAAUGUUGAACAAUAAGGUGGGAAACUUCAAAUUUAUUUAUGUGGAUGUCAUCUCCGAAGAGGAAGCAGCCCCCAAGAAAAUAAAGGCACACCGAAAGAGUGGAAAGGAAAAACCCAAGACUCUGCAGGAGUUCUUAGAGAGGAUUCACCUUCAGGAAUAUACCUCAACACUUUUGCUCAAUGGUUAUGAGACCCUAGAAGAUUUAAAGGAUAUACGAGAGAGUCAUCUCAUUGAAUUAAACAUUAAAAACCCAGAAGACAGGAUGAGAUUACUAUCAGCUGCUGAAAAUCUCCUUGAUGAAGGAACUAUUCAAGAGCAAGAAAAUGAACCUGUGCCCCUCUCCUUAAGCCCAGACAUCUCCUUAAAUAAGUCACAGUUAGACGACUGCCCAAGGGACUCUGGUUGUUAUAUCUCAUCAGAAAAUUCAGAUAAUGGCAAAGAAGAUCUGGAGUCUGAAAAUCUCUCUGACAUGGUACAGAAGAUUACUAUCACAGAGCCAAGUGACUGAACACACUUUCUCAACUUUAUAUCUAUAGAUGCAUUCCAUUUUAACCCUACUUGAGCUAAAAGAUCAAACAGGAGAGAAAGAAAGCAUUUGCCGAUACAGCCUAAAGUUAAAAUGUUUUAAUCUAAAUGAUUUUACAUAAGAGUUCAUGUCUCUAACAUUCCCAAUUAUUGUAAAUAGUAUGUAUAUUUAUUAUUUUAAAUGCUACCUGUUAAUAUUUCACUUGCCUGUGUUAGAAAAGCUAUAGUGUUAGUCUUUGAUAUGUGUGAGAUAAGCUUUAUUCAGCUUUAAGUGUGAAAUGAUAAAUUCUGCAGGAAAAAAAAACUCCUUUUUUCAUACCUGCCAGUUUUGCAUUUGUGUCUGUUAUUCAACAAAUAGUAAUGGAGCAUGUGUCUGUUUAACCAACUGUCCAAGCAGCAUUCACACUCAUUUUUAUACUUAAUGGGAGAGUGUGAGUUAAUACUGGAGACAUUUCAUCCUGAUCCACAGUGGAGUUUUAGUAAUUACUUUUUGUUAAUUUCUUCACUGUUAUCUGGUAUAAAAGUAUAGAUAACAAGAUAUUGUUGAUUCUCAUUUAGUAAAAUGAAUUUUAAUAAUUGUACAGAUGUUUCAUCUUUAAUUGUAAAUAUUUUUAAUUGUGAAAUACCCUAAUUUUAAUAAUAAAAAGAAGUAUG